AUGUUCCCUGCGCCGAGUACUCACAAGGUAGAGCAGAACGACAACCUGGACGCCGAAUCUUCCACCACCUCAUCCAAGCCAGCGACCGAUGCUGCCCCUACCGCCUCCGCCGCCCCGCGCUCGCCCGCAGGACGCGGCCCCAGAAGGCGACAAUAUGGCCUGCAAUCGACCAAGCUUGAGGCUGUUGAUGACCCGCUGGGCCCUCUGGGUGCUCCCUCGCCGUCGACAGGCCCUGAGGUUGCUCCCCCAGCGCCGCCUCAGAAGGAAGCUGCUGCGUCGCGCACCACUCGGGCCGCCCCCGACGCCUCCACGCCUUCGCUGCGCGGCAUGAUGGAUUCGGUCGACCUUGAUGACGACGACGCGCAGCUACGCUCUUCUCAAGGAGCCAGAGUACCGCCUCCAGUACAGGCUCCUUCGAAUGCCGCCCCCCAGCGCCAGACACAGCCAAGCGUCAGCGUUGAGCAGGCCGCGAAGCCGUCCUUUGCCAUUUCGGUGGGCGACCCUCACAAAGUCGGUGACCUCACGAGCUCGCACACAGAGUACUCCGUUACUACCAAGACGACGUCCAAGGGCUACCGCAACCCCGAAUUUACCGUCUCGCGCCGCUACCGUGACUUCCUCUGGCUAUACACACAACUGCACAACAACAACCCCGGAGUCAUUAUCCCUCCACCACCGGAGAAACAGGCCGUUGGGCGCUUCGAAGCCGAUUUUGUUGAGUCGCGACGCUCCGCUCUGGAGCGUAUGCUGAACAAGGCGGCUGCGCAUCCAGUGUUGCAACACGACAGUGACUUGAAGCUGUUCCUCGAAAGCGAAGCCUUCAACAUGGACAUCAAGAACAAAGAGCGCAAAGAUCCCGGUAUAAGCGAAAGCAAAGGCAUGUUUGGCUCUAUGCUCUCUGGCAGCAGUGGUAAAUUCGUUGAACAUGACGACGUACGUAUAACAAUUCUCAUGACUACUUACUAUACUAACAGUACCACAGUGGUUCCACGACCGCAGAAUCUACCUCGAUGCUCUAGAGGCACAGCUAAAAGCUCUUCUCAAGGCUACUGA
Molecule: messenger RNA, 1053 nt
Organism: Alternaria infectoria
Lineage: Eukaryota; Fungi; Ascomycota; Dothideomycetes; Pleosporales; Pleosporaceae
Exons: 2
Coding region: 1-1053 (350 amino acids)
Biological process (GO): retrograde transport, endosome to Golgi; protein retention in Golgi apparatus
Cellular component (GO): endosome
Molecular function (GO): phosphatidylinositol binding
Source: RefSeq, a predicted model, not a curated record